CAGAGCUCAAGUCGAGCAGAAAGUCACAACGAGGAGCGGAUCAGGAGACAUCGGAACAACCGAGUGGACGUACAGCAGCAACUGAACAUCAGGACCUUGGAGAGCGCAGCGGAGAUCAGAAAUCUCACUACUUUAUAUACAGCACAUGUGUAACGCGAUGUUACAGCGGAACGGUCCCCACCUGCUGCUCCUAAUAGCCCUGUGCAGUGUGUUGUACUCCCGGACUCUGAGUCUGCCUUACGCGUCCAUGAGACCGACCAGACAUGCGGACGGGCUGUUCACCAGCGGCUACAGCAAACUACUGGGGCAGCUGUCGGCGCGGAGGUACCUGGAGUCUCUGAUCGGGAAGCGGGUCAGUGAUGAGCUGAUGGAGGAGCCAGUGAAGCGCCACUCAGACGCCAUCUUCACAGACAACUACAGCCGCUUCCGCAAACAGAUGGCUGUCAAGAAGUAUCUGAACUCGGUCCUAACAGGAAAGAGAAGCCUGGAAGAUCCUGGAGCCAGUGACCCUGAAGAGUCCAGGGAUGAAGCCAACACCUUUCAGGAGAGUUACGACGACAUCAACCUAGACCACCUCCUAAACAACUUUCAGCUGCCACUUUGAGGAGAGGCCAGUGCUCGAGUGAAUACCUCAAGUCAUCGUCAUGAAUCCGCCUGUUACAAGAGCAAACCAGUAUUAAUCCAAAGGACAUUUGAACAUCAACUAAACCAACGAUGAUGUGUUCUCCACUGUGGUUAUCUAUUUAUCCAUCCACACAGUACAUGUUUACACUGUAUAUAUAAUAUAUAUAUGCAACAUAUUAAUCACUUCUGUCCCUAGUUAGCAGUUUGGUCAGUCAGCAUUUGAAGACAGCAGAGAGUAUAACCAUUACAACCACGUUUUUCUUUCUAAAUCAAUGUUCUAUUUACUAUGUAUUUUCAAUGGAAACACUUCGUAUUAAAUAUAACUUAAUUCUUUCCCAUCGACCAUUUGACUCACUGAAUGUCAAUAAACCUAAUUUCAUAGUUUGGCCUUUCCAUUGAUUUUCAUUCAAAUGAAGAAAUUGUGACCAACAUUUUGUUAAAUUAGAUCCUGCAUCCGAUCACAGCGGCACGAGUGCUGCUGUAUUUUAUGAAGUAACUGCCACUAGGCGUGAGUGAACAUUAUUAAUGGUUAGUGGAACAUUGGACCAUUAGAAAAUCAAUAGAGCAUUUCAUUUAUUAGUAGAUCUACGAUCUCUUUAGCCUUAAAUGAGACGUCUUUCCAUUUUAACAGAACAAUAUGUGCAUAGAAUUAGCACAAAACAUCUGAUCUUAAAUACAUGUACUCUUCUCUCACAUAAAACACAGCAUUUCAGAUUAACACUUGUCCUAUUCAUUUUCAGUUGUGCAACCAUGAUGUUAGUUGUUUCAUAAAUCCAUGUGGUUUAGAAAGAAGAGACGAAGGAAGAGGAACAAACGGACACAGAUGCAUAUAUUCACUUUAAAUUAUUCCGUAUUUAGAGCAAAGACGUUAUAACUGUGCAUAGACCUGCCUUUAGUGCAUAUAGUGAUGUACACCACUCACCAAAUAAAAGAUGUCUGUUUAUUUUUCAAAGCUGA
Molecule: messenger RNA, 1581 nt
Organism: Betta splendens (Siamese fighting fish)
Lineage: Eukaryota; Metazoa; Chordata; Actinopteri; Anabantiformes; Osphronemidae
Gene: vip
Product: vasoactive intestinal peptide
Exons: 6
Coding region: 146-604 (152 amino acids)
Biological process (GO): regulation of sensory perception of pain; learning or memory; positive regulation of protein catabolic process
Cellular component (GO): perikaryon; extracellular region; neuron projection
Molecular function (GO): peptide hormone receptor binding; neuropeptide hormone activity
Source: RefSeq, a predicted model, not a curated record